This is a messenger RNA of Mesocricetus auratus (golden hamster), 8663 nucleotides long. RefSeq names its product sorbin and SH3 domain containing 1 (gene Sorbs1). NCBI's taxonomy places the organism in Eukaryota, Metazoa, Chordata, Mammalia, Rodentia, Cricetidae. Gene Ontology annotation, biological process: cell-substrate adhesion. Gene Ontology annotation, cellular component: cell-substrate junction; nucleus; cytoplasm. Gene Ontology annotation, molecular function: protein binding. The transcript has 35 exons. The coding region runs from base 277 to 5655 and encodes 1792 amino acids. The record is from RefSeq and is a predicted model, not a curated record.
AGGGGCUGGUCGCCGCCGCCCAUUGGCCGGCCGCGGAGUGUCGGUGAAGUCAGCUCGGAGUAGCAGAAAAACAGAGCGGGGUUGACUGCAGCGUGGAGCGCGAGCCGGGCUGGACGCGCGCAGCCCUCGCCAGAGACCCGCGAGGAAUUGGCAUCCAUUGAAAGAAUCUGCAAGCCUCUCUCUGCCCAGAGCUCCAGGACCAAUGUGUCUUCCUACCACCUUAAACCACUGAGCCAUCCGGAACCGCAGCUGUAGAAGACUUGCCCCUCUACCAGCAUGAGUUCUGAGUGUGAUGUUGGAAGCUCUAAAGCUGUUGUGAAUGGCUUGGCACCUGGCAGCCAUGUGCAAGACAAAGCAACUGCCGACCCUUUACGUGCUCGUUCUGUCUCCGCUGUUAAAAUAAUUCCCGUGAAGACAUUGAAAAGCCCUUCAGGCCUAGUACUCCCUCCAGACAUGGACCCUACAAAAAUCUGCACUGGAAAAGGCACGGUGACUCUUCGGGCCUCAUCUUCCUACAGGGAAACUCCAAGCAGCAGCCCUGUGAGCCCUCAGGAAUCUCCAAAGCAUGAGAGCAAGUCAGGCCUGGAGCCAGAGGAGGACCCUUCAGCAGAUGAGAGGAGACUUUCUUCCAGUGCUGAUGCCAAUGGCAAUGCCCAGCCCUCCCCACUUGCUGCCAAGGGCUAUCGAAGCGUGCACCCCAGCCUUUCUACUGACAAGCCCCAGGAUGCCACCUCCUCCAGCCCAGCCCCGUCUGAGGUAAUAGUUGUCCCUCUCUACCUGGUUAAUACUGACAGAGGGCAAGAAGGCACUGCCACAACUCCAGCAUCUCUGGGGCCACUUGGCUGCGUCCACACUAUCCCGGCGACCACCCCUGCUGCCUCACCUCUGACCUUCCCGACAUUAGAUGAUUUCAUUCCCCCUCAUCUGCAGAGGCGGCCCCAUCACAGCCAGCCAGCCAGUGCUUGUGGCUCCCUCCCCCCUGCUAGCCAGAGGCCACCACCCUCACCACCACCUCCGCUGGUCCCUCCCAUACCGGAGGACCUCCACAGAGCCUUGGAGCCUGACCUCCCGGGAGCUGUCUCAAGUACCGGCAGCCCUUUAAUAAAUGAAGUUUCUUCUUCCCAUAUUGAAACUGAUUCCCAAGCCUUCCUUCCAACAAGCAAACCGUCAUCUGCCUACCCCUCCACCACAAUCGUCAACCCCACCAUCGUGCUCCUGCAGCACAAUCGAGAACAGCAAAAACGACUCAGUAGUAUUUCAGAUCCUGCCUCAGAGCGGAGAGUGGGUGAACAGGACUCAGUGCCAACCCCGGCAGAGCUCACCUCGCCCAGCAGGGCUGCUGAGAGGAGAGCAAAGGAUGACAGCAGGAGGGUGGUGAAGAGUGCACAGGACCUCAGCGAUGUGUCCAUGGAUGAAGUGGGCAUCCCACUCCGGAAUACCGAAAGAUCGAAGGACUGGUACAAAACUAUGUUUAAACAGAUCCACAAGCUGAACAGAGACACUCCUGAAGAAAACCCUUAUUUCCCUACCUACAAAUUCCCUGAACUUCCUGAAAUCCUGCAAAAUUCUGAAGAGGACAACCCUUACACUCCUACCUACCAGUUUCCUGCAUCUACUCCUAGUCCUAAGUCUGAAGAUGAUGAUUCUGACCUGCACUCUCCUCGAUACUCCUAUUCUGAAGACACAAAGUCUCCCCUUUCUGUGCCUCGCUCAAAAAGUGAGAUGAACUACAUCGACGGGGAGAAAGUAGUGAAGAGGUCAGCCACACUCCCCCUCCCAGCCCGCUCGUCUUCACUUAAGUCCAGCCCAGAGAGAAACGACUGGGAGCCCCCAGAUAAGAAAGUGGAUACGAGAAAAUACCGAGCAGAGCCCAAAAGCAUUUACGAGUAUCAGCCGGGCAAGUCUUCCGUUCUGACCAAUGAGAAGAUGAGUCGGGAUAUAAGCCCAGAAGAGAUAGAUUUAAAGAAUGAACCUUGGUAUAAAUUCUUUUCGGAAUUGGAGUUUGGGAAACCGCCUCCCAAAAAGAUAUGGGACUAUACUCCUGGAGACUGCUCUAUCCUUCCUAGAGAGGAUAGGAAGACUAAUCUAGAAAAAGAUCUCAGCUUCAGCCAAGCAGAGUUAGAGGCAGAUUUAGAGAAAGUGGAGACGGUUAAUAAGUCACCCAGUGCAAACCCGCCACAGAGCUCAGCAAUCAGCCCAGAUGUCACACCAGAGCCUCCUGGAUAUAUAUAUUCUUCCAACUUCCAUGCAGUGAAGAGAGAACCAGAUGGGACCCCCGGGGUUCUUGCUAGCUUGGAGAAUGAGAGGCAGAUUUAUAAAAGUGUCUUGGAAGGCGGCGACAUCCCUCUUCAGGGCCUGAGUGGGCUCAAGCGACCCUCCAGCUCGGCUUCCACUAAAGUGGAUCGUAAAGGCGGGAAUGCUCACAUGAUUUCUUCAUCAUCAGUCCAUAGCCGAACGUUUCACACUAGCAAUGCUUUAGGCCCUGGGUGUAAGCACAAGAAACCCCUGUCGGCUGCGAAAGCCUGCAUUUCGGAGAUCCUUCCUUCUAAAUUCAAACCCAGGCUCUCUGCUCCCAGCGCUCUUUUGCAGGAACAGAAGAGUGUCCUGUUGCCCUCAGAGAAGGCUCAGAGCUGUGAGAACCUUUGCGUUUCUCUGAGUGAUUCCAAAAGAGGCCUCCCACUCCGGGUUGGGGGGAGCAUCGAGAACCUGCUCAUGCGCUCCCGGAGGGAUUACGACAGCAGGUCCAGUAGCACCAUGAGCCUACAGGAGUAUGGCACCAGCGCCAGGAGGCCCUGCCCUCUCUCCAGGAAGGCCGGACUGCACUUCUCCAUGUUCUACCGGGACAUGCACCAGAUCAACCGAGCUGGUCUUUCCUUAGGAUCCAUCUCCUCCUCAAGCGUGCGGGAUCUUGCCUCCCACUUUGAAAGGAGCAGCCUGGCAUUAGCCAGGGGUGAGCUGGGAGCCAGCCAAGAGGGCUCAGAGCAUAUCCCCAAGCACACGGUGUCUUCCCGGAUCACGGCCUUUGAGCAGCUCAUUCAGAGGUCCCGGUCCAUGCCAUCCCUGGACUUCUCUGGCCGGCUGAGCAAAUCCCCCACACCUGUGCUGUCUAGGAGCGGCCUGAUUUCAGCUCGUUCAGCCGAGUCCCUCCUGGAGUCUACCAAGCUCCGUCCCAGAGAGAUAGACGGCAUGAACUCUGGAGGGGCCUUUGCGUCCCCCACAUGUAGCAAUAUGGCGGACCAUGCCUUGAGUUUCAGGAGCCUUGUGCCUUCUGAGCCCCAUUCUGUCUGUUCCGAUGAGCUAGACCACUGUUCAAAUGCUUCCAAUGACAGCAGGGAGGGCAGCGGGGGCAGUGCUCAUGGAGACUUCCCCAAACAUCGCCUCAACAAGUGCAAGGGCGCCUGCCCGGCCUCAUACACGCGCUUCACCACUAUCCGGAAGCAUGAGCAGCAGUCCUCCAGGCAGCCAGACUGGCGCUCCGAUUCCAGGGGGGACAAGAACAGUGUCCUCAGAAAUAUCUACCUGAUGAGCCCCCUCCCUUUUCGGUUGAAAAAACCCCUUCAACACCACCCUAGACAGCCUCCCCCCAAUGACUCCUCAGGGCCCCCUGCCGGCCAAAAGGCAGACCUCCCCAGCCAGGGCCCUCAGGACCAGCCCCACUCUGCCGGGAAACCCGUGGUCCCCACCCGCCUGUCCUCCCGACACACCAUGGCAAGGCUUAGCCACAACUCAGAGCCCUCUCUGGACAGAUCCGCAGGCCUGGAGGAUUGCACAGGGGCCAUUAAUAACGGAAACCCUGUGCCCUACUCAGACCAUGGCUUGGACAGAAACAACAACCCACAAAGUGAACUGGCGGCGGCCCGCGGAGAUUCCGAGUCACCAAGACAUUUUAUACCAGCUGAUUACUUGGAGUCUGCAGAAGAAUUUAUCCGGAGACGGCAUGAUGAUAAAGAGAAACUUUUAGCGGACCAGAGACGACUUAAGCGCGAGCAAGAAGAGGCCGAUAUUGCAGCUCGACGCCACACGGGUGUCAUCCCGACGCAUCAUCAGUUUAUCACUAAUGAGCGCUUUGGGGACCUCCUCAAUAUAGAUGAUACUGCAAAAAGGAAAUCUGGGUUAGAGAUGAGACCUGCCCGAGCCAAAUUUGACUUUAAAGCUCAGACACUGAAGGAGCUGCCUCUGCAGAAAGGAGAUAUUGUUUACAUCUACAAACAGAUUGAUCAGAACUGGUACGAAGGUGAACACCAUGGCCGGGUGGGAAUCUUCCCACGCACCUACAUCGAGCUUCUUCCUCCAGCUGAGAAGGCUCAGCCAAGAAAGUUGGCGCCUGUGCAGGUUUUGGAAUACGGAGAAGCCAUUGCUAAGUUUAACUUUAAUGGUGACACACAAGUAGAAAUGUCCUUCCGAAAGGGUGAGAGGAUCACACUGCUCCGGCAGGUGGAUGAGAACUGGUACGAAGGAAGAAUUCCUGGGACAUCCCGCCAAGGCAUUUUCCCCAUCACCUAUGUGGAUGUGCUCAAGAGGCCAUUGGUGAAAAACCCGGUGGAUUACAUCGACCUGCCUUAUUCUUCCUCCCCAAGUCGCAGCACCACUGCGAGCCCACAGUAUACUAGUCACAGCAAGCUCAUCAUGCCAGCCCCUUCAUCUCUGCCCCACCCCCGCCGAGCCCUCUCCCCUGAGAUGCACGCCAUCACCUCUGAGUGGAUCUCGCUGACUGUUGGGGUGCCAGGCAGGCGUUCUCUGGCCAUGACACCACCCUUGCCUCCUCUGCCUGAGGCUUCCGUCUAUGACACGGACCACUUGGCCUUGUCAGCGAGGGUCCGUCCCUCGUUGCCACUCAGCCUCCCCUAUUCAAGUCGGUCAGAUCACUCCACAUUGCGGUCAGUGGUUUCUCCGCUGGCCCUGCCUUCACCUCACAAAGCCUACUCCCUGGCACCAGGUGCCCAGGCUCCUCUUCACAUCAAUGGAGAUGGUGGUAUUCACACCCACCAAGAAGGCUUCUCUCAGCCGCCACAGGGGAACUCUGAUAGGGUCAUCUCAGAGCUUAGUGAUGCCUUUAGCAGCCAGAGCAAGAGACAGUCCUGGCGAGAAGAUGGAUCUUAUGAGAGGAGAGCAGAGAGCGAGGCAGGUGAGAGAUACCCUGGUGGACCCAAGAUCUCUAAGAAGAACUGCUUGAGACCUUCAGACGUGGUCAGGUGCCUGAGUUCUGAGCAGAGACUCUCAGAGUUCCACACUCCUGAUGACAGCCAGUCCUUCAAGCCUCUGGGUAGCCCUUUCCCAGCAUGGGAGGCUGGGCCACCAGAGCUUCACAGAGGUGUCGAGGCUGACAGGAAGGCUGCUCAGAGUGGUGUAAGCCAGCCUUCUCAUCAUUCAUUGAGCGCAGGACCUGAUCUCACAGAAUCUGAAAAGAACUAUGUGCAACCUCAAGCCCAGCAGCGGAGAGUCACCCCAGAUAGGAGUCAGACCUCACAGGAUUUGUGUAGCUACCAAGCAUUAUAUAGCUAUGUGCCGCAGAACGAUGAUGAGUUGGAACUCCGAGAUGGAGACAUUGUUGAUGUCAUGGAAAAAUGUGACGAUGGAUGGUUUGUUGGCACUUCGAGAAGGACGAGGCAGUUUGGUACUUUUCCAGGCAACUAUGUAAAACCUUUAUAUCUAUAAGAAGACUGAAAACCACAGAGAUUAUUUUUCUCAGAGGAUGCAGCAUCAUUCAUGAACUGGUCUCUUUAUUUAAGUAUUGAGUCAGUAGGAAAAUUAAUGCAGUUGGUAAAGAAUUCAAAAAGAGGAACAAAGAAGUGUGUUUAAAACCCACUAUGUAUCAGGGCUUAACUGUGUGCUGAGGUAACCGGUAUUUACAUGGCUGCUUCUGGGAGCUGCUCUAGCCCCUACUGCUUGGGUAAUCUGAUCUGGAGUAGUGUCCACAGCAGCAUUAGCCAAAAAUGUGCUCAGUCUUUACCCACUCUUUACCAUUUCAAAGGGGCCCCCUGGGGCCAGAUAGGUCAAUCCUCAGCCAUGCUCCACAGGCCCCAAGUCUGAGCAUCGCUGCCCAUCCCUGCCUCUAUCCAUGGCUGUCCCAGAGCCAGCAGACCCCCAGUGCUGCUAGAGGCUGGUCUGGAUUCUGAGGUUCCUUUCAGCACCAUGACUCCAGGUAAAGAAAUGGAGGCAGACUGGGUGUCCUGGAAUUGAGCCUGCUGGGUGACAUUGUACUUGACUUCCCUGAUACUCAGAAAAGCAUGCCAUAUUUAUCCUGAUCUUGGAAGCAGGUGGCCAGGCAGAUGGGUUACAUUUGUGUUUCCAUGUGACUAAGCCAGUCACCUUGGGGCUCCAGAGGUGACUUGGAUUAGACUCCUUUCCUGGUCACCAUCCCUGGCUGGGCAGGGUUGGAUGCACUUUUCUUCUCCCCUUUAGUGUGGACUUGAUACGCCUGAGCCCACAGAAUCCAGACUGGUCUUUAGUAGUCCUCUUAGCAUGUGCAGAUGCUAGCUGGCUGCUGGGGUACCAUGGUAAGGCCCUCUCAGAUCUGGGAGGGGCUCCUGUGGAGGAGGUCAAAGACCAUUCUGAAUGUUGUCCCCUCCUCCCCACCACCCCAGGCCGGGGAGUCCUGAUGCAGAUGCUGAGGUCCCACUCAGAGCUGAGGUAUCAAACACUGCCUUGGGUAUGAAGCAGCAAUGUUGCUCCUCCUGAUGGCAACCAGGAGUCUGUCCUGUGAGCCCUGGUUGUGAGGAGGGGACCCCUUUGACGCCUGGGUGUGAAUUACCACUCUGAUUGUCUGUUAGAUCCCUAAUUGACACAAAGAUAAGUGUGGCUUCUUCCCAGAGCUGAGUCUGCCAGGGGUUCAGCUGAGUGGAUGGCAUAGGAAAAGAGACCCAAUCUAGAGAGACUGUGAUAUGUGCAGAGGGUGUGAGAAGGGAUGCGUUUCUCUGGGGGGAAGGGGAGCACCCUAGAAGGCAUUGUCAGGUUUUCAUUUCCCUCAGCUCACUUCUGAACAAUGAGGAUGCUUGGAGAACCUUUGUCUGAGGGUAGUUUAUGUCUGGGAAUACUUGGAAUUUUUCCAGAGUCUCAUCUUCUUAUUCUACCCACACAUACAUGUACAAGGUCAUGAACAUCAGGAAUUGUAGGUGAUAGGGGUAUAUACUGGAACCCCUGGUUCUCUGCGUGUGGCUCCGAACCACGCUAACCACUGUCCUUUCCAAGUCGGCAGCAUUGUCUUGAGUGACUGCUACCUCAGAUGGCAUAGGAUCCUACCCACCCGUCAGCCACAGUUCUCCAAGGAGGCUCUCGGGAAAGAAACUGCCACUGAUUGAGUCAUGCUGAAAGAUAAAUGGCGGAUAGGAGGAAUGCAUUGUAACUUCCAGGAGACAUCAUUUUUAACUGACAGCAGAGCCUUUAAUCCCAAGGGAAAAGGGUGUGGGACUAACUGAGGGCACAGAAGCUUCUUGGGCAGAAAAGACCUGAUGAUUCUAUGACCUGUUGCUCUGGAAGCUGCUUCACUCGCCGAUAGCUUUCUUGCUUUCUCUCUUCCUUCCUUCCUUCCUGCCUUUCUUCCUUUCUUCCUUUCUCUGCCCCUCUCAAAGGGAAUCUAGCAAAAUAAAUAAAUAAAUAAUUGCACAUGUGCAUUUUUGCCCAUUUGGAAUGCAGCCCUUGCUCUCUCCUAGACGCCAGUCAUGAAUAGUGCAGUUGUAUUUAAAUUUCCUCAGGGGUGCUUUCUGAUUAAGUAGAUAAUUUCAAACACCCCUUUAAAUACAGCUAGAAAAUAAAGCCAUUUUGUAAAAGCCACAUUUGCAUCCAGUGCCAGCCUCACACAGAGUGUCUCCCCAAAUCCAGGUGUGCCCAUCUUUAACAAGAUCUCUCCAGCUUCCUACGUAUGACAGAAACACAGAGCGAAGAUUUCCAACUACUCCUUUGUCUUCAGACCUUUAGUAAUAUAAAGUACUAUUUUUAUGCUGAAACGUUUAUACAGGGUUAGUAACAGCAAGCGCAACUUACUGGCGGCAUGCCUCGCAACACGUUUUGAUAUAUUAACCAUGCUUCCAGGUACAGGCACGCUCCAAGCUACUCACCUUUUGCAGUCUCUCUGGGAUUGGUGAAAGAAAAAAAAUCACAUCACAUGUUUGAGAAGUGGGACUGUAAAUAUGUAAUGUAUAUUUAACUUUGUGUAGCCCAUGUACCUACCUUGUAUAGAAAAAUAAUUUUUAAAACUUGAGCAGAAAGGGGAGUAAAAUAAGGAAGUCAUGAAGGGUUGUUUUAUUUUUUCCACUUUUAUUUAAAUGAAGGAAUUUCAAAUAAUUCACCUGCAGACUUUUAGCACAAAAAUAGUCAUUGGAAAUUGUUAGCAUAUACAAUUGUUCUUUGGGGAAGAGAAGACAACUAUAAUAUAUCAUUUACAGCUUUCUUUUUUGCAGUUCUAUUUAUCUGCAGUAGUACUAAAUCCUAUUGCUGGAAUAGGUUACUACCAAAAAAAAGAUUAUAUUCAGAAAAAAAAAUAAUUGACAUAUGUAACCUAUUAAGGUAUUGCAUUUAAAUUUCACACCAAGCGCAUGUACUAUGCAGACACAGAUUUUUCUGUUCAUUUAUUUUUCUUUAUCGCAGUGGAUUGAUUUGAUAGACUUGUUGAAUUACUACUUUGCUGUAUAUAUUAUUUAAUAAACUUUAUUCAGAAUUGCGUGGCA